Molecule: messenger RNA, 2789 nt
Organism: Anoplopoma fimbria (sablefish)
Lineage: Eukaryota; Metazoa; Chordata; Actinopteri; Perciformes; Anoplopomatidae
Gene: cep83
Product: centrosomal protein 83
Exons: 16
Coding region: 285-2450 (721 amino acids)
Cellular component (GO): centrosome
Source: RefSeq, a predicted model, not a curated record
GGUCACUUGCAGCGUUCAGUCGCUCAGAGUCUCGUUUGAACUGUUAGUUAUUUACAUUUUCAUUGAGAAAAAAAGAUGUUUGAAAGGCAACAGUUUCUCGUUUAAAGUGCAGCGACCUGCCUUUGCAAGUAAACUGUCCGAUAACAAACAAGCUAAUUAGCAUAUCGUGUAAACAGCCGCGACAUUUAAAAUCAACUCACAGGACCUGACCCAUCAGGACCAUCAGGACCCCUUUGUCUUUUCUUUAUCUCCGCUUGGCUCCGGCUCUUUGCUGCAGAGGUGAAAUGACCUCCUCUGCCCUCGGCCAGUCUGCACCUAUCUUCCCAAACCUGGAGCCCGGGAUGGGGAAGUCAGCCGCCCUGCUGGGGUUGUCUGCUGGGUUGGGAGGAGCAGAGAUGGAGCUGCAGAAGAUGCUUAUCGAUGAGAGGAUGAAGUGCGAAAACCACAGGACCAACUACCAGACACUAAAGGCUGAACAUGCCAGCUUGCAGGAUGAGUUCACCAAGGCGCAGGGUGAACUGAAGCGUCUGCUGAGCGACAGACAGGCCCAACAGGAGAAACUGCAGCUGCUGUUGGCGGAGCUCCGAGGAGAACUGCUGGACAAAACCAGGGAGCUGGAAGAGCUGCGACUGCAGGUGAUGACCCCUCAGCGACUGGAAUUGCUCAGAGCUCAGGUGCAACAGGAAAUGGAGGCUCCAGUCAGAGAGAGGUUCAAUAAACUGGAGGAGGAGACUGAGAAGUACAGGUCUGAGUACAACAAGCUGCGCUAUGACUUCACCUUUCUGAAGUCCCAGUUUGACCACCAGAGAGAAGAACAGGCUCAUAUGCUGGAGGAGAGGAGGAUCCGCUAUGAAGCCGAGAUCUCUCGUCUGGAAAAGGACAGAGAGGACGUGGUGGCUCAGUACCAGGGUUCAGACCCAAUGCGUGAUGGGAAACGAGUGGAGGCUCUGCUGAGGGAGAAAGCCCAGCUCCACCUGCGGCUGAAGGGUCUGGAGGCAGAGGUGGCUGAGCUUCGUGCCCAGAAAGAAAACUCAGGCCAGCAGGCCGAGAACGUCCAACGCAUCCAGAUCAGACAGCUGACAGAGUCUCAGGCUGCAGUGAAGUCGCUGGAGGCGGAGCGUCAGUCGUUGCGUCUACAGCUGGAGCGAAUGGAGAGCGAGCUUCAUCUGACACACGAGCAGAACAGCCAGCUCACUGGACGACUGCACAAAGCUGAGCGAGAGGUCAACUCGCUAACGUGUCAGAUUGACAGCCUGAAGCAUUCACAUAAACUGGAGGUGGCCAGCGUCAAACUGGAGUGUGCCCGCUCUAAAGGGGAGUUGGAGAGAGAGAGGGACGCACUGCAGGGGCAGAUUGACGGUCUGCAGGCAGACGUGGAGGUGUUAAAGGCUGCGGUGGAGCGACAUAAGGAAGUUCUAGUGGAGAAAGAGAGGGAGUUGGUCAGGAAGGUGCAGUCGGCCCGCGAGGAGGAAUUCCGCAAAACUGCAACCUUGCAUGAGGAAAAGUUGGAGGUGGAGAACCGGCUUGCUGCUCUGGAACAGCAGAGGGCUCUGCAGGACGCUGCAGAUCAAGCCCAGAAGGAGGAAUGGGAGGAACGUCUUCGCAUCACACAACAAGGAGAGGAGUCAGCCCGCAGGGAACUGCAGAACCUGAGAAGCAAACUACAGCAGCAAAGCUCACAUCUUGAGGAGCUUGAGAGACAGAAAGCAGAGAUCGCUGACCUACAGCAUCAAAACCAGGAACUGGGUGUCCAGCUGGGAACGCUGUCUCACUCUGAAAGUGACCUGAUGGAGACAAACCAGCGACUGAGAGAAACUCUGGACCGAGUCAGAGAGGAUCUUAGGACGGCCCGAGCCCAGGCUGAGAGGAGCCAACACGAGGCAGAGAGGCUGGUGGAGGACCAUCGGGUUGAGUGGUUGGAGGAGAAACACAAGCUGCAGGAGCGAGACGCUGAGCUGCAGCAGAAAUACUCUCAGGUCAAAGAGAAACUGCAGAGGGCAGCAGUGGCCCAGAAGAAGAGGAAAACGCUGACAGAGAACAAAGAGAAGAGACUCCAGGAUAAGAUUCAGUUGCAGGAGGCCAAGAUAGAAGAGCUGGAACUGCAAACUGCUGCAGCAAAGAAACGUUCGUCGUUCUCAGAGGAGCAAGCUCAACUUAACAGACGAUUGAAGGAGCUGCAGCGACGACACAACGAGUUUCGGCGUCUCCUACUCGGUGGUCAGGGUGCCUACAGCGCUGGCCCCGCCUUCCUGACCUCCUCACCCACCCCCUUCCUUCUCCUUGGGUCUGAGGGGCCGUUGGCCAACAUACCAGAGGAGCAGCAUCAGAGGGAGCUGUCCCUGCUCCGUCGGAGGCUGGAAGACCUGGAGAACGCCCAGCAGCAGCAGCUGGAGGAACUGGGUUCUCUGGUGCAGAGGGACCGGAACUCUAGUUCCCAGCCUGACCUCUGAUUUCUACACUACGUAGCAGUAGACAUUAAGAGGGGGAUGAAGCACUUCUCAUUUCACAGUUUGUGCUUCCUGUCCUUGCGUCUUAGUCCCUCCCACCUGAGAUGUGAGAAGGAAGAGACAGAGGAGUCUAGGAAACAGACCUCAAAUUUUACUUUACCCAAACACAUGAAAUGACUGAACUAUCUAGUGAUAAAUUGCUUCAAAGCAGUCAAUUUAAUGUGACGUGUGUCACGCCUGUUUAAUAUGUCAGGGGAUACAUCUGGCUCCUCCUCUCUCCUCAAGAUGCGUUUAAAGAACAGACACUUCCUUCAAUAUGGCGCACGCAGGAGGCACAAAAGA